AAUACGGUAGCAAAUGGGGUCGUCUAUCCGACGUGCAAGAGGGGAAAUUAGAAGAGUUGAGGAAAGAAGUCGACGACCUCGAGAACGAACAGAGGCAAAUUAACAUGCGGCUAAAAUCCAUAGAACAAUCCGCUAUGGCCAGUCCUGAAGAGCGCAAGAUAGAGCAAGAUUUGCGGGAUAAGAUGUCGCAGCUGAAGGACAUGAACACUCUGCUGAAGAAACUGGAUUAUGGCAAACAAGUGUGAAAAAAAAUAAACAAUGACAAUGCUGCUCAAUCUACUCACAUCCAGGUUGUUCACCCUCUAACAACCAACUAAGCGUCGUCAACUAGCAUCAGCGAACACUGCUGCAGCUCGUAAAGAGCUCAAAGCUGUGAUGGCCCAGAAGGAGCAACUAGUCGUGGUGCUGCAGGCUGAAGAAAGAUUAAGACUCGUCACUGCUCAUAUUCAUCUUCUUCUGAAGCACGACCCUCAAGCUCAAGAGUCUUGUGGUCAUUGUCCUCAAGAGGAAAAGGGGAACAAAAGGAGAACUACAGGCUGCUUGUUGUUCUCAAGAUGUAAUAAUGUGUUAGGGUGAGCGCUUCUAAUAAGACAGGCAAAGACACUCGAAGAAGACUUGAUGGAUGCGAGAAUGCAGAGGGAUAUGACAGGUUCUACGCAGUUCCGAAUGCAAUUGAUGGCGAAGUUGAAGUUAUGAGUGAGAUUUUCAAGCGUUUUGAACGUCACGUUGCUAGUUGCAGAAAUUAUACAUAGUGAAGAUUUUUAAAAAUCUAGUGCUUUGUGUUUGUUUUGAGUUUUCAAUCCCCUCUAUCAAAAUGAUUUGACCACGUGGAGGUAUAAGAAGUAGCAUGCCAUGACAUGACGAUGACCACCACCAUCAUCUCCUCAAUCUUGACUCAUCUAACUCCCGGCCAGAUCGCUGCCGCCGAAAACGUAGGAGCCCAAAUGCAAGCCGAAAUCGACAGGAAAGAUGUCAUACUGCCAGAACACAAGAAAGCCCUCGAGAAGCAUCUCGCACACUAUGAAGAGCUCAAAAAAGAAUAUCGGCGCUUGGAACUGGUUGCUCCUGGUUUCUUAAAUAGGGACAAGUCGGGGAAUGUUGUGAGCUCUACGACAUUGGCAGAACAAAGUCAAGAACGCAAAGACGUCGCUGCGGCUGCGGAGAAAGAAAGACAGACUAUGAGCAGCUUCUUCUACUACUAGAUAAUCAGAAUUACUGCUUUCAGAAAAGUACCCGAGUACUGCUACUUUGCGGUGUCUGAUAAGCACUGUCAGUCAAGUACAAACUCAAACUCUUUUUCGUCUAACCCAAAGCAACUGAAAAAGAAGGGAAGGAGUGACGCGGAUGCGGAAGACAGUGACACAGCUGACAUGGACCCCAGUGUUGAAAUGCUGUUUGGUCUAAAACUUGUGGAUGACGAAGCCUGGCCUCCAAGAAUAGCAGGUUUUGCGACUUCCAAGUAUGUUAAGGCCUGUUACUCGUAUUAAUCAUCAUGUUGUUCAUCUUAAACUUAACAAGCAUCUUAAUCUCUGAGGAGGUUCUAAGAAGGGGAAUAUGGUUAUUAAAGAUGCGCUUCAAGAUGAGUAUGUAGAGCUAUGCUGCAUGGGAAAGCUCUAAAUACAAAGCCUUCUGGAGUCACUGUAAAUUGCGGAUCGGCGACUUCUUUAUGGGCAUUGGGACGGACGCUGGGGAAAUCAAUCCGACUGGGAAUUUGAAUAAGUUGUGGACGCCAGACCAACAUGAAAAUAGUUUAACUAGUCAGUAAUUAUAGUGUCCUUGGACCAGUUGUAGUUCGAGGCAGGAAGUGCUAGUUGGUUGAUUACUAGUUGUACGGAGAAGGGAAUGUUCGAUACAUCGAAGUAGUUCUCUUCUAAAUGAUGUUGAAUCAGAGAAGUUUCUGAAUGAAAUGAACCAGUGUCGUUUCAUCUAACUGAAGAUGAACCAGCUGGAGAGUUCUUGUUUCCUCAGCAUUUAUAUGCGGCCACAUUCGAGCGUAAUUGAUUUCUGUUACAAUGAGGUUUUUAAUACUUAUAAAUAUAAAGAUUGAUUAAUCCACUAAAAAUCUAUCGUCUAGAACUUGUGCAUUAUUUAUGCGGCCACAGACAGUUUCCUCGUCCUCUAAUUCCCGCCGCCUGCGACCCUUUGCUCAAGCUCGUCUCCUUGAUGACAGCGGAUAUUCGUCCGAUAUACAUCGAGCGACGACGCAUCCGCAGGGAUGAGAUGGUGGUGAUCUUCAAGAAGGAAAACGAAUCAAAAUUGAAUAAAGCAGCGAAAAAGGGAUUGGAGCUGAAGCAAUUGACAGAGAGAGCAGGAAAAAAGGCCAAAUGCUUUGAGAAGUUAGGUCUUUUCUUCGUUCCAGACAAGGAUCAUCCAGUUCGGGUCUUGAAAGACGCCCACCACGCCGAAUGGUGGACCGCGCAAGGGGUUCAACCUGGUGCGCAGCUGGUGGACGUAAAUGGGCAUAAUGUGGAAUUUCUGAAUUACAUUAUGGCUAUCAAAAACAGAGGACAAGUAUGUUUUUACUCUCUCUCUUUUCGCACUCCUGAAGAUGUCAUGUUGGUAGAGGAUUUUAAUUUUUCAAUUCAAGCGAAAUACAAUUGACACGAGUAGUUGUAGAUGAAGGGUAACAAAUUUUUAUUUUUUCACCACGAGAUGCAUCUAAUCCCAAACUGUUUGCUGACCGUCUUGGCGCAUUAUUUAAGACGAUGCGGCCUUUGACUUUGGUUUUCCGGACUAAGGAUGUGAAUCAGCAAACGGUAGUGGCGGAUUAUAUGCAGAGAGAAGCCACUAUCAUGGAAACCCAGAAAUUCAAGCUGGACGGCACGCAUCAGAUCGCAAAUCAAUUGUUAUGAUUUUGCCGGAAUAACUUGAAUUUGAUUUGGCUCGUAAGUAAGUACUUGAUUUGAAGAACUGAGGUGAAGAUUCAAGAAUAACUAAGUACUACUACUUGAUGUCUAUCAAAUUGAAGAGCUGAACAAGUGAAGAGCUUCUAUCAUGUAGUAGUUUUCGACUCACUAGUCAAAGCCCCUCCAACGCCUCACUAGUUGCUAAGUAAAUACACUUGCUAAAAGUUUCUGACCCCCUAGUGUUUCAUUCUCCCGCACCAAAAUGCAAGCAGCCAGUGUGAAUUGGCCCGAAGUUUACCUCUCCAUGCGUCGCAUGAGUUUCCGACCUAUGCGUUCUCGCGCUUUGCACCUUCAGGGGGCUACCUCGCAAAUGGCUCUUGCUAGCCGUCAAGAAAGUCGUACACGAGCUGGCAGUCAGGCUGCAGCUCAGGGAUUGGCGAGGCGACGUUUACCAGGUGGCCUAGAAGAAGAAAUCAUGAAGGACUCUGCUGGUCACGCAAACCAUAGUCGCUGGAAACGAGUCAGCUUGUUUCGUGGAGAACGGCCUGUUGGCCACGUUUUGAUGUCUGCCAGGAUAUUGUACAAAGACAUGCGACCCCACCGAUUAUACCCAAAUGCAGUUCCUGCAUUAUUUGAGUCUCAGAGUUUACGGCAGUUGAUGGCCAAAGACGUGCCACCCAGCAUCAGAGUUCGGAUCUACGUUGUGCGAGCAACUAGCGUUGGGACAGGACUGAGGCCGCACUUGUUCUUUAGAUUUGGGUCUACUGUGAAAAAAUACGAACCAUUGCAAACGGAUAUCUUAAGGCGAGAAGUACUGUAGAUUUAGAUUUAUCCACAUGAGUCCCGGAACGGUGUCUCUGUCAAUGAUGCGAAGGAACGCUGUCUCUGUCAGGGAUGCGAAGGAACGCUGUCUCUGUCAGGGAUGCGAAGGAACGCUGUCUCUGUCAGGGAUGCGAAGGAACGCUGUCUCUGUCAGGGAUGCGAAGGCGGUAGCUCUAAAUAUCCAGGAGCAUAACGCAGCUGACUUGGGCCGCACUGGUGUGAUGUUCUACAGAUUGGAAGAACAUGAUGUCACAUUCCCUGUCGAAGGACAGGUGGAAAUUGGGCUAUAUUCGAGCUAUUCCAAUGUGCCUCUAGCCCAAGCAUGGCAAGACACAGUGGCUGGGACAGCGGGAUCGCAACAACAGAAGUUGGCGGCGGCUUAUUUACUAGCAAAUGUUAAGGCUUCCGCCCAGGCCCAGGCAUGCUCAUUCUGCUCCUUAUUGACCCUGUUAUUUUCUAUUUGUGAAAAGGGAAGAUCAACAUCAAUUUAAGGGUUUACUCGUCAGGCAUGCUAACGCGGUAGCAGCUCUAAAAAGGGAACUGGCGGAAAGAACCAGCGUGCUGGUGGCAAUGCUAUUGAUGAGAACAGUUUCAUAGGCAGUACUGUCAUAGACCUCCAGGAACGAUGGGCUAGUCCUGAGUGGCAGAAGUUGAAUCAAGAUGGAACCGGUCAAGUUCCAAUAGAGCGCCGCUCUCUGUGGUCUCUAGAUGGCACCCAGAGACGAGGUGGGGUGUUAGAGAUGUGGUUAGAGAUGAUCGAUACAGAAAGGGCUAGCGUUGUGCCGCCAGCGACGUUACAUUAAGAGACUGAAACGAUUUAAGUACAAAAGUAUAGUAAAAACUGAAACAGUAGAAAAUCUGUAUACCGUUGUACUACACAUCAUCGUUGUUCGUCACUCUAUCCUUCCUUACUUAGCAGUUACUAGCUCGUAGUGUCUAUGUCUAAUCUCCACCCCCUCCCGCUUCCGAAGUCGAGAUUCGUGUCGUCGUCUGGACUCUCAGCGACAUCACGAUGAUGGUUUUGGAGCAAGAACGCGGGGAACCUACUGACUCCGCUGACUUAACCGUCAAAGGAACUUUUGACAGUCUUAAUUUUCUUAAGGCUUUAUCCGAAUCCAUCCUUUUCUGGUGCAUUCUGAAGAGUUGCUCCUGUCUCAUGAGAAAAAAAUGGGCCCAGGAUGCUGCUCGCGACCAUCUUCAGAGAAGUCAUCCUAGGAGAGAGGCUUUUCAAGGGGAAAGGGGACGGUCAUCGAUGAUGUACUAUCAACCUACUCAAGAUGAUGGAGGAAUUAUAUUUUUACAGCUCACGGUGAGCUGGAGCUCAUCUAAUUUCCGUGGAAACCAGCCUAAGACCCAAACUACGGAUACCCAUUUCCUCUCCACGGGGUUCGCGGAGUAUAAUUGGCGCUUUGUUUUUUCAAACGUGUGGGUGCGAGAUGGUUUUCCACUGGAGGCGGAAUUGCAGAUCGGACUCUUCAAUUCGCGGUUUUUGUUAUGUUGAUGUUGCUUUUUGAAGAGUGUUCGGUUUACACUACACCUAGUUGUACUUACAUAAGAACGCAGACGCACCUCCUCUUGCUAAACGACCGAGUACUACAUAAGAACGCUCUUCCUCUUGCUAAACGACCGAGUACAUAAGAACUACGCACCUCCUCUUGCUUCUAAUCCCCAGUGCAGACUUUUUGAUGGGAGAAACGACACUCGACUUGAGGCAGUACAUAACCUAUGUUGCUCAUGAAAAUAAGAAGAUAGAGCUCAAUGCGGAAGUCCCCAUGGCAAAUCAGGGUUUGGGCAAUAUAUUGGCUUCCCAACGUGCACAGAAAGAAGCAUUGGCUGAUCAAUUUUAUGGUUUCAUAUUGCGGUUGUAAGAAGUCAACGAGAUUGAUGAAGAUCACAUCAAGGUUUACUGUGCAUCCCAAUCUACUGAUCUCGAAGAACAAAGAAACAACUACAAGUCUAGCACAAGAAACACCUUGUCCUUCGUCUAAGAACCACGACAAUUCGGUCUCACUGGAAAGGACCCUGGCGGCUCCAAUCGUAGAGCGGAAGCCUUGAUGCGGGCUAGGCAACUGAAGAAGAAGCAGUCGGCGGACCAACUCGUGGAACGUUUGUUGACGGAAAUGGAUCAGGAGAAUGAAGCACUACGAAAUGCAGGAGACGCGGAGAUCAGGGCUGAGCGGCUACCUCCUGUCGCCAAAAUGUUUGUGCAGAUUCAAAUUCUACCCCAAGGAGAAGCCUCCCAAACAGAAAAUAAAGUGGGACUCGGUAAAAAUGUUGAACAACUUGUAUUAGAGUAGUUUAUAGACGCUGGGCGGCUGGGCACGCUGGGCUACGCUGGGUGGCUGGGCGGCCUCGCUGGGCACGCUGGGCGGCAACGCGGGGCACGCUGGGCGGCAACGCUGGGCACGCUGGGCGGGCGCUUGGAUAGCGCUUAGCGGACUUGAGGGCCACACAUUGGGUAUGCCGAGCCUGCGCGGCCGAUGUAUGUGCUUGCGCCGCGGGGACGCGGUGCACCGCGUCCCGCGAGGACAAAGAAAGGCGGCGCGCCGCCUUCAAGGUUCAGGGCAGUGCUGCGCCAGUUUGCGCAGCAGCGGGCUGCGCGGCGCCUGCUCUGUUCAGGCUUGCACUCCGUCGCGCUGCACUGCCACUGCGCUGGUCGAUGCGUGCAAUGCUGCGCCGCUCUUGUGCACAACGGUAAACUCGCCAGCGUCGUCAGCCUUGGCCUACGCUAGACUAGCACUACUGGCGGGGUUCUCAAGCGGGCGCCCGAAGGGCGCCCCGCAAUUGAAGACGCCCAGCGUGACGCUGGGCGCAGAAUUCGGAAGAUCUGGCACAUUUGGGUCGCCCAGCGACCCAGUGUGCCCAGCGUGCCCAGCCCAGCCAUGUUGGGAACCCUUAUAAACUGUUCUAUUGUAUGUAUUGAAUGUAUGAUGCUUGCUUUUCUAAAUUAAGUAUUCGUUACAACUCGUUCUAAAAAGUACCUCAAUUUCAAAUUCUAUAGUCUUUUAAGGUGGACAUCUUCAGCGCAUAGGAAGCAAAUCCUCGAUCACCUGAUCUUCCAGGCCGCGAAGAGCCAAACCGCGAUCCUCCUUUACCUUUCCCUACUACGGGCCGAAGCUGGGAGUCAGUGCUGCCUAGUACAGCUGCUGCACUCGAAGCUGCUUCAGAUCUCUACCAAGCUCUCACCGGAACUGCUUGUCGUUGCAUCUACUUGGUUGGCUUUCUUUAUGACGGCUGUCUUUCCAAUGUAGUUCUUGUGAAGAAUAUUUUCUAUUUAGGCUGAUCGACGUUCUUCAUCUAUGACUUAAUGGUUAGUAGCGCUAGCGGCUGCGUCUGCAGCAAUUGCCUUCAUCAUUUAGGCUGGCCCUUCGACCACUAUCAUCAGUGAAUAAGCAAGGUGGAUGCUGUACAGCUGAAUGAAGUAGAUCAUUUGUUUAACCUCUUCUAACCUAAAAUAAUCGUCGGUCUCUGGAGCUUUUUGUACGACAUGUGGGGUUGCCGCCAUGUCCUUCAGACCAGCUGCUGUGAAGGCGCAUGCGGAGGAUGCUCCUACGUCUGCGAUAGCUCUGCUACCGAAUUGCCCACCAGGUUAUAUGGUAUGUGCUACUGGAUUUGGACCUCGGGAGCUGAUGUUACUACUUUUUAUGGCCACGGAUGUAUCAUAUUCUGUUAAGAGGAGUACUAGACAAGAAGAAUGAUCAAGGAUUUCCUGCAUGGAUGUAAAUCAUGAUCCAUAUAGAAUUUAUAUCCUCACGUUGGAUGAUCAGGAUCAAUUAUACUACGCUACUCUAAAUGUAAUAAGAUCAAAAGAUGUUGCCACGACGAAGUAGUACUCAUGCAAGUUAUUCUUACAGAAAAUUUUCUAAGUUUUCUGUGGUCAGCAGUGUGGCGGAAACUGCAAUGUAGAGCCGAUUUGUGCCAGCGACUGCAAAGAGAUCGAGACGAUCGCAGGACUGACAAGAUCUUUCUAGACGUUGGCAAAACUACUGAGGACGCAUGCUAAUCCCUAAGAUGAACUGUUCAGGUCGAAUAUUCAGACCAGAUUCUGUAGCAUGCAUGCAAAGUUACUCAUACUCGUCCUACACUAUGAAUAUGUUGAAGAUGUUACACUAGAAUAGAUUCUACUGAUUUUCAAGUAAACAACGAGCUGUAAAUUAUGACCCAAGAGUAAGUAGUCUAUACUUCCUUAUCAUGUCCAGAACGAAAAAAACCAUUGCAGACGCAUGCGUAACAACUAUGACGUCGUAACGAAGAUGAACAGUCUGAGAAACCUAAGAUUAACUUGAUGGAAAUUUUCGAAGAAAAAGAAACUACAACGACUACAGGCUGAC
Amoebophrya sp. A25 is the source of this 7999-nucleotide messenger RNA. The record is from the annotation of a GenBank genome assembly. NCBI's taxonomy places the organism in Eukaryota, Dinophyceae, Syndiniales, Amoebophryaceae.